This is a messenger RNA of Athene cunicularia (burrowing owl), 1857 nucleotides long. RefSeq names its product vesicle trafficking 1 (gene VTA1). The record is from RefSeq and is a predicted model, not a curated record. Gene Ontology annotation, biological process: late endosome to vacuole transport via multivesicular body sorting pathway. Bases 53 to 853 code for a protein of 266 amino acids. Gene Ontology annotation, cellular component: multivesicular body. The transcript has 8 exons. Lineage: Eukaryota; Metazoa; Chordata; Aves; Strigiformes; Strigidae.
UUUUUCCGCAGAGUUAAGCCUCUUUGCAGUCAUAGUGGGUCGUUUGUAUGCAAUGCAAACAGGGAUGAAGAUUGAUAGUAAAACCCCAGAAUGCCGUAAAUUUUUAUCCAAACUUAUGGAUCAGUUGGAAGCUAUGAAAAAGCAAUUUGGUGAUAAUGAAGCAAUUACUCAGGAAAUUGUUGGUUCUGCUCACGUGGAGAAUUAUGCCUUGAAAAUGUUUUUGUAUGCAGACAAUGAAGACAGAGCUGGGCAAUUUCAUAAAAACAUGAUUAAGUCCUUUUAUACUGCAAGUCUCCUGAUAGAUGUUCUAACAGUAUUUGGGGAGCUCUCUGAAGAGAACGCCCAGCACAGGAAGUAUGCCAGGUGGAAGGCAGCAUAUAUUCAUAACUGCUUGAAGAAUGGAGAGACUCCUCAGCCUGGGCCUAUUGGAAUGGAAGGAGAAAGCUUGGCAGAUGUUGAAAGGGAAGAAGCAGGGUCAUCUUCUCUCCAUAGUGGAACAACUCAACCAGCAUCUUCAUCUACAUAUGAAGCUAACAACAUACCAACUAGUAAUUACACUGGCAUACAUAUACCACCAGGUGCCCAUGCACCAGCUAACACUCCAGCUGAAGUACCUCAUAACACAGGAGUGACAAGUAACACCAUUCAGCCUGCUCCUCAGAAUAUUCCUCUAGUCGAUCCUUCCCUUUACAGUGCUCAAUCUGCAGGGGAAGUCCGUUUGACUCCAGAGGACUUUGCCAGAGCUCAAAAAUAUUGCAAAUAUGCUGGCAGUGCUUUGCAAUAUGAAGAUGUGAGCACCGCUGUGCAGAAUCUACAGAAGGCCCUCAAGUUACUGAUUACGGGCAGAGAAUGAAGUCUUUACCUAACAGAUUCAUGUCUUUUGCCUAAGAAACUUAACAGCUUAUUACUGUACCUGUUAGGGGAGUGGAGUUAUACACGAGUUCUCAGUCCCAUCACCCAUGACAAUGAAAUCACUAUUUCAAUGUCUUACUAGCGAUUAAUGGUACAGUAGGAAUCUCUUUUCGUUUUUACAAACAGUGGAGCUAGAAACAUGAAUGCAGUGGCUUGAUGUAAGCAAAAUACUGAAGAAAGUACUGUGUGAACACUGCUCAAGAGUUAGAAUUCAUCUUGCAAUAUUUAGGUUAUUGGAAUGAGAAAAUGCUGAAUCUGUCAAAAAACUUGAGCAUAAGAGUGUUCCAUUAAAAUUCUUACUCUGAUUUUAUUAUUUCAAACAAUUACUUAAUAAGUAUAAUAGCUUUAAAAUCAUAAUUCAGAUUAGCGCUUUCCUCCUGAAGUGAGAGCGUGUGAGAAGGCUGACAGAUCCACAAUGGGAAGGACUUUUUUCUGUAAACAAAUUAUUUGGGUAUUAUCUGAGGCAUAAGUCAAAGUUGAGGGAAACUUGAGGACAUUUGUAUUUCAUUAUAAAACGUGCUGGAAAAAACAUCUCUUGAUAUUUCAGAGAGUCAUUUUGAUGGUGUUCCAACCCAAUCCCCCACAACUGUACAGACUGCUAAAUGUAUUCUUGAUUAUUGGUUCUUGCUCCUUUUGUGUGAACACUUACAAUUUUGUAUAUGUAUGGAUAAUUAAGAGAAAGUACUAAUACUUCUCAGAGAUGAUCCUGAAAGCUGAGGCCGAGAUUCUAAACAACAUGAACUUUUAGGGAGAUUUACCUUGUAGCUGUUUCAUCUUCUUAAGAGACUGAAAAAAAGGCCUGUUCUUCAGUCAUUAAAGCAGUAUAGGUUCAUCUCUGGUAUUAGUGUCAUAGAGCUUCUUAUUUCCAGCUAAUAUUCUUCCUGUUUGCUUUGUUGUGGAUACUUUUUGGACUUGGGAUUUAAUUAAAAUAUCUUGGAAACUGUA